This is a messenger RNA of Rangifer tarandus platyrhynchus (Svalbard reindeer), 4197 nucleotides long. The record is from the annotation of a GenBank genome assembly. Lineage: Eukaryota; Metazoa; Chordata; Mammalia; Artiodactyla; Cervidae.
AUGUUCCGAGCGGGGGACCCGGCGCCCGCGCGCCUGCGCAGCGUGGAGGUGGCCCGGGGCCGGGCGGGCUACGGCUUCACGCUCUCGGGCCAGGCGCCCUGCGUGCUCAGCUGCGUCCUCAGGGGCAGCCCCGCCGACCUCGUGGGCCUCCGCGCCGGCGACCAGAUCCUCACCGUCAACGAGAUCAACGUGAAGAAGGCGUCCCACGAAGACGUGGUGAAGCUAAUCGGGAAGUGCUCUGGGGUCCUGCACAUGGUGAUCGCGGAGGGCGGCGGCCACCUGGAGUCCUGCUCCAGUGACGAAGAGGUCGGCUUUUACGAAGGAAAAGGCUGGCUGAAGCCCAAACUCGACUCUAAGGCCUUAGGAAUAAACAGGGCAGAGAGAGUCGUUGAGGAAAUGCAGUCAGGAGGGAUUUUCAACAUGAUCUUUGAAAACCCUGGCCUUCGAGCCAGCAGCUCGGAGCCCCUGAAGCUGAAACAGAGGUCGCUUUCAGAGUCGGCCGCCGGCCGGUGUGACCUUGCGCACGAGAGUGCAAGUAAUCCACAUCCCAGCCUGCCUUCUAAGGAGGAGACGCCCAAAGCGGGGAACCACGGUUCUGCUUUCAGCGCGGGGCUGGAGGCUUCUGAGGACUUUGGGCUGGAUGCAAGCAUUCUCAACGUGGCCAUGGUCGUAGGCUACCUGGGCUCCAUCGAGCUGCCGUCCACCGGCUGCAGCCUGGAGUCGGACAGCGUGCAGGCUAUCCGGGGCUGCCUGCGGCGCCUUCGGGCUGAGCAGAAGAUCCACUCGCUGGUGACCAUGAAGGUCAUGCACGACUGUGUGCAGCUGUGCACGGACAAGGCGGCCGUGCUGGCCCGCUACCCGGCCGAGAGGCUGGCCUUCAGUGCCGUGUGCCCGGACGACAGGAGGUUUUUCGGGCUGGUGACCAUGCAGGCGGGUGAUGAUGGGAGCCUGGCGCAGGAGGAGGACGGCGUCCUGCGGACGUCCUGCCACGUGUUCAUGGUGGACCCCGACCUGUUCAGCCACAAGAUCCACCAGGGCAUCGCCCGGCGCUUCGGGUUUGAGUGCACGGCCGACCCCGACACCAAUGGCUGCCUGGAGUUCCCCGCGUCCUCGCUGCCUGUGCUGCAGUUCAUCUCGGUGCUCUACCGGGACAUGGGCGAGCUGAUCGAGGGUGUGCGGGCCCGGGCCUUUGCUGACGGGGACGCCGACGCCCACCAGAACACCAGCACGAGCAGCAACAGCGACAGCGGCAUCGGGAACUUCAGCCCCGAGGACAGGGGCAGCCGCGUGCUCGUGGUGGACCUGGGCGCCGCCUCCAGCAGGCACGGCCCUGGCGGCGGCGCCUGGGAGGGCGCGGGCGGAAGGGGCCCCCAGCCCUGGGCCGCCCCCUGGAAUGGGGCCUUCUGCCUCGACCCCGAGGGGGCCCCGUUCGAGGCCGCCCCGCAGGCUGACAGGUGCAGGGACCUCGGCAAGCACCUGGGGCCCGCUCCGCACGCAGAGGGCCCUCCGGCCCCACUGAGGUGUCCGGCCCCGCCUUCCCGGAGGGGCGCUGCGGGCCCUGGCAGUGGCUCCGGCCAGCGGUGGCUCCCGGUCCACGUGCUGCAGGAGUGGCAGUGUGGGCACGUCAGCGACCAGGAGUCUUACACCGACUCCACGGAUGGCUGGUCCAGCAUCAACUGCGGCACGCUGCCCCCGCCCAUGAGCAAGAUUCCUGCCGACCGCUACCGUGUGGAGGGCAGCCCGGCCCAGCCCCCGCCCAGCACCCAGCGGAGGGACUGGGCCAGGAAGGCCCUCGGCGUGCAGAACAUCUUCGGCCCCCAUCGAAGUGUUAGGAAGACCAAGGAAGACAAAAAGGGCUCCAAGUUCGGGCGGGGCAUCGGACUCGUGCCCCCGGCUCCGCGUGCCUCCAGCCGGAGGUCCUUCGGGAGGUCCCGGAGGCUGAGCAUCACCCGCUCCCUCGAUGAUCUCGAGUCCGCAACUGUGUCCGACGGUGAGCUGACCGGCGCCGACCUGAAGGACUGCGUGAGCAACCACAGCCUCAGCAGCAAUGCCAGCCUGCCCAGCGUGCAGAGCUGCCGCCGUCUGCGCGAGCGGAGGGUGGCCAGCUGGGCCGUGUCCUUCGAGCGCCUUCUGCAGGACCCACUCGGCGUUCGCUACUUCUCCGAUUUUCUGAGGAAGGAGUUCAGUGAAGAAAACAUUUUGUUCUGGCAGGCCUGUGAAUAUUUUAAUCAUGUUCCUGCACAUGACAAAAAGGAGCUCUCCUACAGGGCCCGCGAGAUCUUCAGUAAGUUCCUGGGCAGCAAGGCCACCACGCCGGUCAACAUCGACAGCCAGGCCCAGCUGGCGGACGACACGCUCAGCGCCCCCCACCCCGACAUGUUCAAGGAGCAGCAGCUGCAGAUCUUCAACCUGAUGAAGUUCGACAGCUACACACGGUUCCUGAAAUCCCCGCUGUACCAAGAGUGCAUCCUGGCAGAGGUGGAGGGCCGCCCGCUGCCCGAUGCUCAGCAGGUCCCCAGCAGCCCCACCUCCAAGCACAGCGCCAGCUCAGACCACUCCAACACGUCCACGCCCAAGAAGUUGAGCGGAAAAUCAAAAUCAGGACGGUCCCUGAAUGAAGAGCUGGGGGACGAGGACAGUGAGAGGAAGCGGAAAGGCGCCUUCUUCUCGUGGUCGCGGACCAGGAGCACCGGACGCUCCCAGAAGAAGAAGGACCACGGCGACCGUCCCAACGACGCCCUGCACGCCAACGGAGGCCUGGGCCGCCGGGAGUCACAGGGCUCCGUGUCCUCGGCUGGGAGCCUGGACCUGCCAGAGGCCUGCAGGACUCUCGCGCCCGAGCGGGACAAGCCGGCCAAGCACUGCAGCAUCCAGCUGCCCGACGGGACGGCCUGCGUGGUGCUGGUCAGGGCGGGGCUCUCCAUCAAGGACGUGCUGGCCGGGCUCUGCGAGCGGCACGGCAUCAACGGGGCUGCCGUGGACCUCUUCCUGGUGGGCGGGGACAAGCCUCUGGUGCUGCAUCAGGACAGUAGCAUCUUGGAGUCAAGGGACCUGCGCCUAGAAAAACGCACUUUAUUUCGGCUGGAUCUGGUGCCGAUUAACCGAUCGGUGGGACUCAAGGCCAAGCCCAGCAAGCCCGUCACAGAGGUGCUGCGUCCCGUGGCGGCCAAGUACGGCCUGCGCCUGAGUGAGCUGGUGGCCCGGCUGAGUGGAGAGAAGGAGCCCCUGGACCUUGGGGCCCCCAUCUCGAGUCUCGACGGACAGCGGGUCAUCUUGGAGGAGAAGGACCCCUCCCGAGGGAAAGCGUCCACAGAUAAACAGAGAGCUGCGCCAGUCAGACAGAGCACAGCUGGAAACGCCAGCUCCAGGAAUCACUCGGCUACGGGAGAGGAGAGAACGCUAGGCAAGUCUAAUUCUAUUAAAAUUAAAGGAGAAAAUGGGAAGAAUGCUAGGGAGCCCCGGCUUUCAAAGAGAGAAGAAUCUAUUGCAAAGAUUGGGAAAAAAAAGUAUCAGAAAAUUAAUUUGGACGAAGCAGAGGAGUUUUUUGAGCUCAUUUCCAAAGCUCAGAGCAGCAGAGCAGACGACCAGCGCGGGCUGCUGAGGAAGGAGGACCUCGUGCUGCCCGAGUUCCUGCGUCUGCCCCCCAGCCCCCCAGGGCUCGCCCCCUCCCCUUCAGCCGCUGCCAAGGCCUUCGGCCCGAGACCUGUGACGGGUCACGGGGAGGAACGGGCACCCCGGCCCCGAGAAAGCCCGGCCAGCAGCCCCGGCUCCGGCGACAGCCUGCCCCUCGGCGCCCCCGGGACCCCCAGCCCGCCGGCGCAGGAAGUGGAGGCCGGCAGCGUCCAGACGGAGGAGGGCGAGCACGUGGCUGACCUGACGCUCACGGGGGAGGGGGACAUCAGCAGCCCCAACAGCACGUUCCUGCCGCCGCCCCCCGCCCCGCGGGACGCGGCCGCACCUCGGAGACCAGCAGGCGGGGCCCGAGGCAGCCGACGCCCCCCGGUCAGCGCAGUUGCGGACAUGGACCGAGUUGCUGGCGCACCGCCGGGGCCGGCCAGCAGCAUCCCGGGGGUGCGGACGGCCCCCUGGAGGCCACGGGCCGGCGGGGCCCCGACAUCAGCCCGCCCUGCCCCGAGCCCCAUACCCGGAGGGCCCGCCAAGCCCAAGGCCAGCCCGCACCACGCCACCUUCGUCUGA